AUGGAGGCCCUCAAUGAGUCUGCCCAGUUCAACUUCUCCCUGCCGCACAACUUCGGCAAGCGGCCCACCGACUGGGCACUGAGCGUCAUCCUGGUGAUCAUGCUGUUAACCAUCAUGCUCUCACUGGGCUGCACCAUGGAGUUCAGCAAGAUCAAGGUGCACUUCUGGAAGCCUAAGGGGCUGGCCAUCGCCCUGGUGGCGCAGUACGGCGUCAUGCCCCUCACUGCCUUUGCACUGGGCAAGGUCUUCCAGCUGAACAACGUCGAGGCACUGGCCAUCCUGAUCUGUGGCUGCUCGCCGGGGGGGAACCUCUCCAACGUCUUCACUCUGGCCAUGAAAGGGGACAUGAACCUCAGCAUCGUGAUGACCACCUGCUCCACCUUCUUUGCCCUGGGCAUGAUGCCCCUCCUCCUGUACAUUUACUCCAGGGGCAUCUAUGAUGGGACCCUGAAGGACAAGGUGCCCUAUGGCGGCAUCAUCAUAUCACUGAUCCUGAUUCUCAUUCCUUGCACCAUAGGCAUCAUCCUCAAAUCCAAACGGCCACAAUACGUACGUUAUGUCACCAAGGGAGGGAUGAUCCUCCUGCUUUUGUGCAGUGUGGCUGUCGUAGUGCUCUCUGUCCUCAAUGUGGGCAAGAGCAUUUUGUUUGUCAUGACACCACACUUGCUGGCCACCUCCUCCCUGAUGCCUUUCAUCGGCUUCCUGCUAGGCUACAUUCUCUCUGCUCUGUUCUGCCUUAACAGACGGUGCAGACGCACCGUCAGCAUGGAGACUGGAUGCCAAAAUAUUCAACUCUGCUCCACCAUCCUCAACGUGACCUUCCCCCCUGAAGUCAUUGGACCACUUUUCUUCUUUCCUCUCCUCUAUAUGAUUUUCCAGCUUGGAGAAGGGCUUCUCCUCAUUGCCAUCUUUCGGUGCUAUGAGAAAAUCAAGCCUUCCAAGCAUAAAACAGAAAUGAUCUACAAAGCUGACACACCUGAAGAAACCAUUCCAACAGCUCUGGGAAAUGGCACCCACAAAGGGGAGGCGUGCCCCCCUUACACAGCCUAG
This is a messenger RNA of Balaenoptera ricei (Rice's whale), 1050 nucleotides long. It is a transcript of the gene SLC10A1, whose product is annotated as solute carrier family 10 member 1. Gene Ontology annotation, cellular component: membrane. The transcript is spliced from 5 exons. Bases 1 to 1050 code for a protein of 349 amino acids. Gene Ontology annotation, molecular function: bile acid:sodium symporter activity. The record is from RefSeq and is a predicted model, not a curated record. Gene Ontology annotation, biological process: bile acid and bile salt transport. Lineage: Eukaryota; Metazoa; Chordata; Mammalia; Artiodactyla; Balaenopteridae.